Molecule: messenger RNA, 525 nt
Organism: Paramecium octaurelia
Lineage: Eukaryota; Ciliophora; Oligohymenophorea; Peniculida; Parameciidae
Source: the annotation of a GenBank genome assembly
AUGGGUAAUCCUUUUUCACAAUCUUCAUCUGCCUAGAGACCUUUAUUAGUUAUGAUAGGAUUAGAUGCUGCAGGAAAAACAACUAUAUUAAACAGAUUCAAAUUAGGAAAAAUGGAAUAUUAAAUUCCAACCAUAGGAUAUAAUUUAGAAAAAAUUUAAAGUAAAAAGUUUAAUAUAAUUUCUUGGGAUAUUGGAGGAGCAGAUAAAAUAAGAAUUCUUUGGAUAAAUUAUUUGUAGAACAAUCAAGGAAUAAUUUAUGUUGUUGAUUGUUUUGAUAAAGAAAGAAUGGGCUAGGCAAAGUUUGAAUUACAUAAAAUUUUGCUUGAAAUUGUUGAAUAACCCCUUUUAAUAUAUGCUAAUAAGUAAGACUUAGUAAAAAUGAACCCAGAAGAACUAGCUGUUGAAUUAGCUAUAUAAAAUUAUUCUAAACAUUGGCUUAUAUAACCAUGUUGCUCACUCACUGGUGAAGGACUUUAAGAAGGGCUGAAUUGGAUUGAAGAAUAGCUAUAACUAUAGCUAAAAUGA